AUGGCCAUUCUUCUCAUUACCAAGACGCCAGGAACUCCUAAAGACCAUGGUGAUGAGAAGCAAGUAACAGCUGCUGUGCAAAGGUCAUUAGACAAUUUAGGUACCAGUUACUUGGAUUUAUAUUUAAUACACUGGCCAGGAGCUGGGCGUAUUGAUGCRAAAAGCCCUGAAAAUUCUAAACUUCGUAAUUUAACUUGGAAGACUCUUAUGAAGUUGCACGACAAUGGCAAGGGUUCACUUAGGAAUAUUGGAGUAUCUAAUUAUACUGUAAAACAUAUAAAAGAAAUGUUAGCCGAUCCAACUAAUAUUGUUCCAGCUGUUAAUCAAGUUGAAUUCCAUCCAUAUUUUCAACAAUCUUCAGAGUUCCAUAACCUAUGCAGAAAUGCUAAAAUUGUUCUACAAGCAUAUUGUUCUAUGGGAGGAUCUGCUGGUAAAAAUUCAUUGUUAAAUGAUGAAGUAAUAAAUCGUAUUGCUAAAAAACAUUCCAUAAGUGCUGCACAAGUGUUAUUGAGAUGGGCUAUUCAAAGAAAUUAUGCUAUCAUACCAAAGUCAAUUACGGCAGAAAGAAUAAAAACAAAUUUUGAUAUUGACACUGAACUCACUAAGGAAGAUGUCGAUGAUAUUAAUAAUAUCAAGCACAAAGAAAAGUUUGCUUGGGAGCCUGAAGUUAUAGCUUGAUAUUAUGUAUAACUUUUUUCAAAAUUGUAAUUCAUAAUUUUAUGAACAACAUGUUGUAAUUUAGUAUAACACAAUUUUGGUUUUGCA
Diuraphis noxia (Russian wheat aphid) is the source of this 765-nucleotide messenger RNA. RefSeq lists its product as uncharacterized. The record is from RefSeq and is a predicted model, not a curated record. NCBI's taxonomy places the organism in Eukaryota, Metazoa, Arthropoda, Insecta, Hemiptera, Aphididae.